Molecule: messenger RNA, 2670 nt
Organism: Entamoeba dispar SAW760
Lineage: Eukaryota; Evosea; Mastigamoebida; Endamoebidae
Exons: 1
Coding region: 1-2670 (889 amino acids)
Biological process (GO): protein import into nucleus
Cellular component (GO): nuclear envelope; cytosol
Source: RefSeq, a predicted model, not a curated record
AUGAAUAGUGAAAUUCUUCAAUUACAACAAUUUAUAGCAAAUAUCGUCACAAAGUCAACACAAGGAAAUAAUCUUAGUAAUGAAACUAAUUUGUAUAUUACUCAAAUACAACGACCUGAAUUUACACCAUUACUUCUUCAAUUAAUUUUAAUUCCAAACACAACAAAUUCUCCACAACAAAUGAUGCAAACACAAACAGCAGCAAUUUUUUUAAGGCAAAUCCUAAAGAAGUAUUAUCAAGAAGAGAAUUUUUAUUCUUCAAAUAUUAGAGGAGAAAUAAGAAAAUUAUUAUUUCAAGCAAUUUUUUCUUCAACGCAAUUAAUAAACAAAUUGUUAUUUGAUUGUUUUGCUGUUGUAGCAAAUAUUGAUUUCCCAAAACAAUGGCCAGAUAUGAUUAAUUUAAUUCAACAAACAUAUCAAAGUGGUACUAUUGAACAAAAGUAUAUUUGUAUUCAAUUAUUAUCUGCUAUUACAAAAAAAUAUAGAACAAUCGAAAUUAAUAAUGAGACAGUAAGAGAAAUUAAACAAAUUGUACAAGUAUUUCCAUUAAUUUUACCAUUGUUUACUGAAUUAAAUUGUACUGAUAAAAUGAUUCUUCCAAUAUUAAAAUUUAUACAUGGAAUUGUUUCAAUUGAAUUAGUUGAUGAAAUAGAAAAUAAUAUAGAAAUAGUUUCUAAAAAAUUAGAUCAAAUUGCACAUACUCAACAACCUAAAUGUCAAUUAGUAAUAUUUAAAAUAUAUAACAUUUUUUGUUCUAAAUAUUUAGAUAAUGAUUUUCUUAAAGACACUAUGACUGUUAUUAUUUAUCAAACUGUUGUAGACUAUUUAAAUUCUUCACAAAGAGAAGAUAAAAAUAUUAUUGCUGGAUAUGAAGUUCUUUGUACAAUGAAUGGAAUACUUAAAAUUAUGAAUAACGAUCAAUUUAUUCAAAUAAUUAAUAUUAUCGCUAAAGAUGUAUCAUUAAAUCAAGAAGAAAUAACUCAAAUAAAUGAAGACCCUGAAGAAUAUGUUAAAUUAGAACUUGAAUCAGAAAUUAUUUCGGUUAAAAAAAGUGCAGGAAAUCUUCUUAAUUUAAUUAGAAGAAUAAGACCUGAUACUAUGGAAUUCGUUAAUAGAGGAAUUCAAGCAUUACAACAAAGUAAUAUUGAUAGUGCAAUUCGUUUAUUUAUUGGAUUUGUUGUUGAAGGAGAAAUACCAAGAUAUGGGGCUACAAGAAUUAGUGAAGGAGUGGAUUUGGUUCAGUUUUGGAAUAAUACAGUAAAACCAUUAUUUAUUUCAUCACCACAAAUUGCUGUUAUUAAAUUUGUUCAUGAAUUUCGUAGUAUUUUACAAGUAACUAAUCAAGAAUAUAAUGAAAUAUUUAUUAAGUUAUAUGACUUAGCAAUAUUUCCUCAAGUUACUGGAGCUAGUUUAGUAUGUUCAAUGCUUGCGGCAAAUACAAUUGAAAAAAUGUUAUUAUUAAAAACAUCAAGUAAUUAUAAUAGAGCAGUUAAUGGAAUUAACGAUGACCAAUUAGGAAGAGCAUUUGAAAUGGCAAAUAAAUUAGUAAAAAAUGGACUACAAUUACAUUCAAUUUAUCAUUUAAGAGCUGGAGUUAGAAUAUUACAGCGUGCAAGCAAACUUAAUUUACCAAUGGACGAUAUGUUUAAAGAACUUGUUAUGGGAUUAGUUACUGAAGCAUCAAAAGAAGUUAGAAAUAACAAAUUAGAUGGAAGUUAUGUCGGAAUGAAAUUUGAAGUAUUGUCAACAGCAUUAAGUAUUGGAUUACCAUCAAUUGAACAACAAUUAAUCAACAUUACAGGAGAGGCAUUAAAAGUAGAUAAUGUAGAUGUAAUGGCAUAUUUAUUCCAAAUACUUACAUUAUACCUUCCACAAGUUAGUAGUUUAUGUGAACCAAUACUUAAUUUACAAAUUGGGGAUAGAUUUUCUAUGAUCACACCAAUUGUUAAAUUUGUUACUUCUUGUGCAAAAAAAUCACCAAAUGUAUUUACUGAUGAAAUGAUAAAUAAAACAUUUGGAUUAUUCCAAGUAUUAUUACAAAUUGAUUUUAUCGAUGACGCUUUUACAUUAUUAAAUGGAAUCACUUUUGGUAUUCCUUUACAAAGAUUAAAUCAAAUACCAACUAUUAUUACUUUAAUAUGUCAACGACUAGCAAGUCAUCAAAUUAGAAGACUUACUUAUCAAUUAAUUAAAUUUAUAUUACAAAUAUGUUAUAUUAGUGAUAUUUCUACAAUUCAAGCUUUAAAUAUUCCUAUUGAAUGUGGUCAAUUAAUUUUAACUAAUAUUGUUCAAUUACCUGCAGAAAUGAAUAGACCAGUUUGUGUUGUCGGAAUGAUGAAAUUAUUUAGUUUAUCACCAUUUAAUACUUUAAUGGUUAAUAACGAAUCAUUAAAUUGUUUGAUGCAAGCUGUACUUGAAACAUUAAAGAAUAAAAGAAUUAUUGAUUUUGUUCAUGAAGAUAUUAAAGAUGAUAAAACUACUAAUUUAGCAACUAUUAAAUAUCCACAUGUAGAUCCAGAAAUUAAGAAUUUAAAUGGAGAAAUUAAAACUAAUUUAGCAACUUUAUGUACAACACCAAUUAAUACUAAUGGACAAAGUGUUGUAUUACGGCAAUUAUUAACUGGUAAUGCAUUAAAUUUCUAUAAUGAAGUAAUGUCAUUACCUCAAUGA